Messenger RNA from Nothobranchius furzeri (turquoise killifish), 1394 nucleotides. The record is from RefSeq and is a predicted model, not a curated record. NCBI's taxonomy places the organism in Eukaryota, Metazoa, Chordata, Actinopteri, Cyprinodontiformes, Nothobranchiidae.
UUACGUUUAUUUUUGUUUCCCCAGAAGAUGGCAGUAAUGUGCCAUGAUGAUCUUCGAACCAGCCAACCGUGGUAGAAGAGUAGGAACCUUUGUUUCCUGGGAGGAAUCUUUUAUUGAGGCGGACCAAGAUGGCCGCGCUCUGGAGACGAUCCGCGUACUUCAGUUUCAUCAGGAGUUCAGUUCGCUUCCUGUUCAGAAAACCCUCAGUCCGCAGUUCGCACAGAUGGAGUCGUCUCUACUCAGGUGUUGCCUCGUUAGCUGUCUCAGGUGGUCUGUGCGCUGUGCCUUUUAAACAGGUGGACGAUCUGUCUCACGAGUCUCUGGUGAGAAGAGCAGCUUCUCUGGUGACAAACAGCUCUAACACCUUCCUCUCUCAGACCACCUUGGCUCUCAUCGAUGCCCUCACAGAGUACUCAAAGGCCGUGCACACACUCAUUUCCCUACAUGAACAAUAUUUGGCCUCUCUGGGAAAACUGACUCCAGCGCAGGAGGAUUCAGUCUGGCAGGUGAUCAUCAGCCAGCGAGGGGAGGUGAACGACAGACACGAUGCACUCCGGCGCUUCGAGUCGACCUGGGUCACUGCGGUAAAGCUGUGUGAGAUGGCAGCGGAGGCAGCGUACGUUUCAGGAGCCGAGCAAGCGUCCGUCAUGGUGAGGACGAACAUUCAGGUGGCCCAGUCGCAAGUGGAGGCGGCCCAGAAACUCUCACUGGAUGCUGACAAGAAGCUGGCGGCGACUAAAGUCAUGGAGGUUGAAAGGAUGACACAACAUGCUGCGUCUCUACAGAGUAGUGAUGAUGGCGAGGAGACACCUGAGGCCUACCUGAGAGAAGACUGAACCCCACAAGUAUCAGAAAACAUAUGGAUAUAAGUGAUUCUCUGUAAAAGUUCUAUUUAAACAGUUUCCACAAAAGCCUCAGUUUGAAGAAAUGGCUUACACCCUACAGGACUGAUGUGCUAACAGCUAGUUAAAAUCUGCCAACAAUUAUAAAGUCAUUUAGUCGUAAAGAUUUAUAAAGUACCAAAUGAGCAGCUGGGAAGUUCUGAAACUCGGCUGGUUCAGACUAGCUGUUAGCUGAUUGUUAGCUAUUUCUCCCAACAGAGGCUGUUCAGGAAGCUGUUUAUAGAGUAUAGCUUAAUUAUAAGUUUUACUGAGAAACGCACACGGAAAUGGAUAAUAAAAUCUAGUUAAAUAGUUCUUUUUGUCCUGCAUUUGAACACAAGCGACCAUGCGGGAGUCGAAGCAGCUUUAAGAUCUAAAAACUUUUUAUUUAAUGUUUUUUUAACAGCUGCUUAGGUAACCAAAUGUUUUGAUGUUUAAUCUUUUUCUGUGAAUUCAGCUUCCUCAGAAUUCACUGUAAUAAAGAGAAAAUAAAAUAAAAACAAAGAAAACUCA